GUACGAGUAUCAACUAAUUUAAUUUCCUUUCUGUCAAGAUUUUGACGUUUUGACAACUGUUGAAUUGAAUUUUUAUAGGUUACAAUUUUCGAAAAAUAUAACAAUUUUUAUUUAUUAUAAAUAAUGGUAAGAACGGCUAUAGUUGAUGAUAAUCUCGAAAAGUACUUAUCUGCAGUAUCCAGAGAUAAUAAUUACGCCGUAGGACUAAUUUUAGGACAGUCAUGUUUAGGCAAAGACUAUAUUAUCCACUUUGCCAAAACUCCACCUCUGCAGACGGAUGAUGAUAAAAAAUCCGGCAAAUCUGCUGAAAAACCGAAAAAAAUCGAGGAUUUUAACAAUGUCUGGCUGGCUGAUCAUGCCAGACAAGCCACCAGGAUGCUCCCGGGUGGGUUCUACGUACUAGGAAUAUUUGUUAUAUCCCCUGAUGAUGUUUUAAAUCCUUUUAACCCAAAAAUUAAAUCACUGUUACAUUCUGUUCACAUACAAUUAAGUUCCAACAAAUAUCUAUUCGGCAGCCCUAAUACAGAUAAACUGGUUCUCCAUCAUUCUUCAAAAACGCAGAAAUAUUUUUGUAAAAGUUACGACAUUACCAGUCACAGUGUCCAGCCUGUAGAUGUGAAAUCCCAGCCAAAAAACUGGAUCAAUAUUCAUUGUGAUUUUACACUAAACAAACUUUAUUAUUUAGCCAAACAUCAGGGAGAGUUGCCAUUAGAAAAGCAUAUCAAGGUAAUUUUGGAUGAGUUGUCUGGAAUUUUAGAUACAGCUGUAUUUUUGUAUGAUAGGGAAUUUCGAGAUAAAGAUGAUAGUUUAGAAACGUUAGGAAAGAAGAAAAAUAGGAACAGUAGAUCGAGCAAAAAUUCUCACGAGUCUGGUGAUGGUCAAAAGCCUUUGCAAGUUUCUAUAUUUCAGUCAAUGAACUCAAAUUCUUCCACAAAUUCGGACGUAAAUAUCUUAGAUUCAGGUGGUAGGUUUAGAUUAAUUGGCAAAGUAGCUUCUAAGCUAUGGAUGCAACCAAAAACGACCAUUGCUGAAGCUUCUGAAGCCGUUAAAGAAGAUAUUUUACGAAGUCUUACUUCUAGGUUAGAAAUGCACUGGGAUUCUUUAAUAGAAGAAGAAAAUUCUGAAGACAUCAAUAGUGUUCACGAACCUCCUAGAAGGGUCCUAAUAGCCUUACCUGACAGUGAAAUUGCCCUCUCAGAUUAUUUAUUCCCAGGAGAAGGGCCACAGGAAGCCAAAGUAUCACUAGAAGAGCUCUUAGACGUCAAAAUUAAUGGAAAAUUGAACAUAACAGACGUCGAAGGUCAAGCAGACGCUACGGAUCUGGAUAAAUAUUACAAAGGUGCCUUGGACAGUGAUAAAGAUGAUGUCUCGUUAAAAGAUAAACCUGACUCCAAUCAUUUAAUGUAUAUGGGACUAGUGUUGUCACUUCUUGUUCUCAUUGUUGCUGUUUUAUUCAAAGUUUUUAUGUAAAUUGUAUUAUGACGUUCGAAAAUGGUUUCAUUUAAACAAACGGUGCAUUUAUUUUUAAAAAUAUAACCUGUUAUUUAAGUAUUGUCUUUUAU
Psylliodes chrysocephalus is the source of this 1562-nucleotide messenger RNA. The record is from the annotation of a GenBank genome assembly. NCBI's taxonomy places the organism in Eukaryota, Metazoa, Arthropoda, Insecta, Coleoptera, Chrysomelidae.